Micropterus salmoides (largemouth bass) is the source of this 8144-nucleotide messenger RNA. RefSeq names its product zinc finger, FYVE domain containing 9a (gene zfyve9a). Lineage: Eukaryota; Metazoa; Chordata; Actinopteri; Centrarchiformes; Centrarchidae. Gene Ontology annotation, molecular function: metal ion binding. The record is from RefSeq and is a predicted model, not a curated record. Gene Ontology annotation, biological process: endosomal transport. The transcript is spliced from 19 exons. Gene Ontology annotation, cellular component: early endosome membrane. Bases 802 to 4446 code for a protein of 1214 amino acids.
UAUAUACAGGAGUCAUAAAUAUACAAGUAUUAAGUAUAGAAAUGAACAUAGUAAUUUUCAAGUUAUAAAACAAACAGUUCAUCAUGAUAAAGUUAACAAUACCUAAAUAACCCAUAGAGCUUGCUGGCCUUGGAUGCUUGGAUAUACACCGAAGUAAAUUUAACUUGCGAUAUGACUUGCAUAAUACUAUCUUGAGUUUCACGUUGAAAACGGUCAACAGCUGUCAGUGUAGCAGCUAAGAGAAUAUUUUUAUGUUUUAGCGCGAUCAUUCAAACAAACCUCCACAGAUUGUUGUAGUAUAACAGGUCUUGCUUACUAAGAAAUGGUUAGAGAUACAGUACAGACUUUAUCUUAAUCUCUACAAAAUGAUGUCCUUUUCCUGACCCAAAGAAAAUAAGAACAUGCUGUGAGAUAGUUGGAAAAGUAAACAUCAUGCUCAUGUCAUCUGGGUGGUUGUGUCAUCUGGUGCUGAAAUGAUUAGCCGGUCGCCAGAAAAUUUAUCCGCAACUGUUUUGAAAAGCAGUUUUUUGUUGAAUAAAUUAUUUGGCGUUUUCGCUUUACUUUAUAGUUACAGUAUAGAGAGACAGGAAAGGCAGGCAAGAAAGAGAACGAUGACAUGCAGCAAAGGGCCCGGGCCAGAGUCGAACCCGGGCUGCUGCGGUAAGGACUCAGCCAGGAUACGUGGUGCCCGCUCCACCAGAGUGAUCACAGAAGAGAGCACUGCAUCGGAGGUAAAUGAGAAGUAACAGCGAAAGAGUUGGAGGUUCACGCGGCCGUCGGCAGGGUGGAGCUUCCUGACCCAUGGAGAAUUACUUCCAGGCCGAGGCCUUCAACCUGGACAAGGUGCUGGACGAGUUUGAGCAGAACGAAGAUGAGACCGACAGUCCCAUUCUCUCGGAUGCCAAGUGGACCCAGAUCCUGGCCCCGCCUGCCCACCUGCUCUCUCUGAACCCCGCCCUGGCCCACUCAGACCUCAGCCCACGGGAGAGUCCGCUUCCCUUCAAGACCCUCCCCGACUCCUCCUCCAGCGUCUCCCCGGGGGCCGACCCUAAGAGACGUACCAGUCCCGAACCUCCAUCCUGGGUAGAGGAGAGGCCGGCAGACGUUCACAGCCCACCCCUUCCCCAGCCCAACAUCGGCAAACUGGUGGGCACAGACGACCUCUCGCCGCCCCCUGUGACGGCCUGUAGUACAGUGGAGAACGGCUGCCCUGCCAGCCCUGCAAGCCCACAAGUAGAUGGGCUCAGCAAGGAGAUAAGUGCUCCUCCAGACAACCGGCCUGAUGCUUCUGACCAGGAGGCGAGAGCUGCCUCAGCAGCAGCAGCAGCAACAGCAGCAGGAGGAGGAGGAGGAGGAGGAGGAGACUCCACUGUCAGUCACACUCACUUUACCUUUGAGGUUGGAUUAGGACAGGAAGAAACUCUGUCCCCAGAAAUUCAUCCAAAUGUGGAACCAACAACACAAAAUGGGGAAGAUGUCAAAGAUAAGGCUGUUACAGCUGUUUUACAGGGCAAUGGUCAAGAAAAACAAACUGCAAACUCAAAGGAAGAGAAGAUAGAAAGUGUUCUGAAUAGAGGGAGAGACGUUCAGGCUGGUUAUGAGGUGGAGGAGAAUGGUGAAUCUACCCCUGACAGGGUUGAAGUGGAGGAGGAGAAGAGAUAUGGUCCAGAGGGACAGAUAGACCAACUCCUCAGAAUAACCAGCCUUCCCAAUGGUUUGGAGCAAAACAGCAGUAGCCAUCCCAAGCUUAAGGAGGCAGAUGAGAGGGGGGAGCAGGAGGAGGAGGGUUUUUCUCCCUCUCCUGUCCCCUCCAAAGAGGACUCUGUCACUGAGGAGAAAGAAAUGGAGGAGAGCAAGCAAGAGGGCAGUGAAGGAGGAGCAGUGGGGUCAGGUAGCAUCCAACCAAAACUCAAUAACAAUCGGCUGCAGCCGGUCAGUGUUCCCUACGGAGGGGCACGACCAAAGCAGCCAGUCAGCCUCAAGCUCCAGAUCCCACAGCAGCUGUCGGGCCAGGUCCUAAAUCAGCUCGGCCCAUCUGCCGUCGGCAAGAACAAAAACCAUGAGAACCAGUGUCGGAGAGGCACAUCCUCUGAAACUGCGCUCAGUGGCACUGAUCAGAGUGCAGUCGGGGUGAACGGAGAUGGUGUUGUCCACUCUCCUCUGCUGAUGCCUUCAGAGAGCCCAGACAAUGACCUCCAGGCAGGUCAACAGGGCACUCUGUGCAGGAAACCUGCAAGCUCCCUGGGAGAAGUUGCCCCUGUGUGGGUUCCCGACUCUCAGGCUCCAGUCUGUAUGAAAUGUGAUGUCAAGUUCACCUUCACCAAGAGGAGGCACCACUGCAGGGCCUGUGGCAAGGUGUUCUGUGCGACGUGCUGCGGCCUAAAGUGCAGGCUCACGUACAUGGACAGGAAGGAGGCUCGUGUCUGUGUCAUCUGUCAUUCUGCUCUGAUGAGUGCUCAAUCAUGGGAGACGACGGCCACUGCAAGCAACCACAGUCCGAACCCCAACAACCCAGCAGAGUACUGCUCCACGGUGCCCCCUCUACAGCAGGCCCAGGCCUCUGGGGUGCUCAGCUCCCCUCCUCCUACCGUCAUGGUGCCCGUCGGAGUCCUGAAACAGCCUGGCAAUGAGGUAUCCCUGUCACGGGAGCAGAGGAGAGUGUGGUUUGCUGAUGGGGUGCUACCUAACGGAGACGCAGCAGAGUCCCCCAAACCUCCGACCUCCAGCCCAGUCCCCUCCCAGUCACUGGCCGUCUCCUCGUAUUCAAACAAAUCCUCCACUUCUGAGUUCUCAGAGGCAGUCCACACACCCGUUGCCCCAGUGGGCAGCUCCCUCAGCCUGAUCCCGGAGGACGGGCUUCCUCCCAUCCUCAUCUCUACCGGAGUCAAAGGAGGUACGGGAGGCCACAUCACAGACUAUGCAGUGGAGGAGAGGCCGUCGGAGAUCGUCCUCAUGCAGCAGCUGGAGGAGGGAGGCCCAGACCCCCUGGUCUUCGUGCUCAAUGCUAACCUGCUCUCCAUGGUCAAGCUUGUCAACUAUGUAAACAGGAAGUGUUGGUACGUGACGACGAAGGGCAUGCACGCCGUCGGCCAGGCAGAGGUGGUCAUUCUGCUCCAGUGUCUACCUGAUGAGAAGACCAUCCCUAAAGACAUCUUCACUCACUUUGUGCAGCUCUACCAGGAGGCCCUCAGUGGAAACGUGCUGAGCCACCUGAGUCACUCAUUCUUCACCCAGAGCUUCCUGGGCAGUAAGGAGCAUGGUGGCUUCCUCUACAUCAGUCCCUCCUUCCAGUCACUGCAGGACCUGCUGCUGCCCAACCCGCCCUACCUCUUCGGCAUCCUGAUACAGAAGUGGGAAACGCCCUGGGCUAAGGUCUUCCCCAUCCGCCUCAUGCUGCGUCUGGGCGCAGAGUACCGAUUUUAUCCGUGUCCACUGUUCAGUGUUCGCUUCAGAAAACCCCUCUUCGGUGAGACUGGUCACACUAUCAUGAAUCUGCUCGCAGACUUCCGUAACUACCAGUACACGCUUCCGGUGGUGAAAGGUCUGGUCGUAGACAUGGAGGUGAAGAAGACGAGCAUUAAGAUCCCCAGUAAUCGAUACAAUGAGCUUAUGAAGGCCAUGAACAAGUCCAACGAACACGUGCUGGCCAUGGGGGCGUGUUUCAACGACCGGGCCGACUCGCACUUGGUGUGUGUCCAAAACGACGACGGGAACUACCAGACGCAGGCCAUCAGCAUCCAUCACCAGCCUCGCAAAGUUACUGGAGCCUGCUUCUUUGUGUUCAGUGGUGCUUUGAAAGCCUCGUCGGGCUUCUUAGCCAAGACCAGCAUUGUGGAAGAUGGUGUGAUGAUCCAGAUCACAGCAGAGACCAUGGACUCUCUACGGCAAGCCCUGAGGGACAUGAAAGACUUCACCAUCACGUGUGGUAAAGCUGACCAGGAGGAGAACCAGGAGGUGGUCCACAUCCAGUGGACGGAGGAUGACCACAACUUCAACAAGGGUGUCAUCAGUCCGAUCGAUGGGAAGACUAUGGAGUCUGUUACCAGCGUCAAGAUCUUCCACGGCUCAGAGUUCAAAGCCAAUGGAAAAGUCAUCCGCUGGACCGAGGUGUUUUUCCUUCAGAGUGAAGAUCAACCCAACGGUCUGAGCGACCCGGCCGACCACAGCCGGCUGACGGAGAACGUGGCGAGAGCUUUCUGCAUGGCGCUCUGUCCGCACCUGAAACUGCUGAAGGAGGACGGCAUGGCCAAACUGGGACUGAGGGUCACUCUGGACUCCGACCAGGUGGGUUACCUAGCAGGAAGUAACGGCCAGCCUCUGCUGCCUCAGUACCUGAGCGACCUGGACAGCGCUCUGAUCCCUGUCAUCCACAGCGGGGCGUGUCAGCUGAGCGAGGGCCCCGUUGUCAUGGAGCUUGUCUUCUACAUCCUGGAGAUCAUCUCCUAGGACUCUUUGGAGUUUCACCUCCGAAACAUCUAUUUUUAUUUUUUAAUUGGAUUAUUUAUUUAUUUUUCCCUUCUGACGUCCUCUCACAGCCUGGUUCUCCAUCAUCUCCCUUCAACCGUUUGCACUUCAAAAGAGCCUGAAAACUGUGCUGUGCCCAGGCGGGGUAGCAUUCCUCAAGUCAAACCUAUGCAUCCAACCACCGUCUGUUCUGCUCCAGAGGCCGCCUGGGGCCUGAGGACGCUCUGAGCAGGAUCAUCUUUCACAUGUCCCUUGCUUUGAACCCCAGCAGACAGGUGCUCUGAUCUCUGGUGUUCAUAUGAGGUGCUGCGAGCAGGAAAUGAACACCGGAGAUCGUACGGUCUGUCUGUCCCAGUGUGGUGUUACAGUGCCUAUAAAAAGUACGAACGGCAUCUUAUUGUUUUACAACAUGAAUCAAAGUAGAUUUGAUGUAGCUUUUUUGACACAGAAGAACUACAAAUACCCUCAGCAGCAUGUCUUGGUGAACUACAAAGUAAGCUGAAGUCAGUUAAUGUCACCUGACAAACAAAUCAUAGCUGGAACAGUGUUGUGUGGCUCGCUCCGAUCCACUUUGUUUCCCAUUUACAGAGCCAGGGCUGUGUACACACACCACAUUGAUUUUCAGCGCACACACAGAAGGGACAGUUUGCGGACCCUGAGCUGAAUUUGACAAGAAGACAUGUAUUGCAUUAGAAUUUCCUUAUCCCACCUUUAAAACAUCUAAAGCAUCACCGGUUUUUAGAGAUUGCGGUAACAGCGGCGAGGACAUCAUCAGUGGUUUCAUGUGGCCAAAGAAACUACUGAAGAGUUAGCAGACGAGUUCUGCCACAUCAAGAAGCCACUGCAUCUCAGCUCCGCAACAUUAAAUGAUCCCUAUAACAGUUUAAUUGUAUUUUCUGACUCGGGAGUGAAGGGAGCUGAGCAGUUUCAUGUUGUUGCUCGGUCUGCUGCGUUUUUGAGUUUGAAAAUUGCAAAUUAGCAGUGAUAGAAGUACUCUAGAAAUCUAAAAUAAAGUAUCAGCAUCAAAAGUAAGUACUCAUUAUGCAGAAUGGCUCAAAUCAGAAAAAUGAUCUCAUUAUCUUAUUUAAUUAUAAAUAUUGAUAAAUUCAUUUGUACAUUACUUCAGUGCUGCAGCUGGUAAAGGUGGAGCUUAUUAGUUACAUAUACUGCUGGGUAGCUUUCCAUUUCACCAAGGGAUCAAUCUGAAUGAGUUAUCAAGUAAAAAGUACAUUUGCCUCUGAAUUGUUGUGACAGAUAAAUAGCAUAAAAUGGAAAUACUCAAGUAAAGUGAGUGAAACAAGGAAAAGUACUUACUUUCCACCAAUACACGUCAGUCCUACCUACAUUUAAUCAAGUACUAAACGGCUGCAACAGGAGAAUUUAGACGUCUGUCUGAAGAAACCGGCCCCAGAUCUGACCCAGCUCAAUAAUUUCCAGUGUGGAAAACUGCGGCUAACUAUGCAGCUACUAGAUACUUGACUUUAAAGGAUAGUUUUGUUUGUCAGUGUCAAAAACCAUUAAAUCGACUUUAAUUCAAUGCUGUAAAAUAUGAAUACUUUCCAUAGACACUGUACGUAGCUCCUCUGGUUCCUGAUCACCCCUCACUCCAACGUCACUGUGGCAGCCAGGGGCCCUGCAGCACUGAACUCUGAGUAAUAUCUGCAAAGGCCUCUGUGUAGCACGGAUGCUCGAAAACAAGGGAGACUCAUAUCCACCACUGAAAAGUCUGGACUCGUCCUCUGAAGUUAUUUUACAAAGUUACAAAUCAUCAGAUUGAGGAGCUGGGAGGCGCGUCUGUAUGGUGGAUUUAAUUUUUUAUUUCUUUUUUUUUUGCACCGUGGUGCUCAGUGCCUGCAGCAGCGUUUCAUCUAGCAGAAACAUUUUGGCUUCACCUCUUAAGCUUUACUCGUCAAUCACCGGCUGCUUUACUUCAUGGACAGACACACUGACAUGUUGUACAUAUUUUUUGUAGGUGUUAACAACAAUUUCUUCAUUAUAACUCUGCAUCUGUAGCCUCCAGAGAUCCAGUUAAAGACGGCAUUACUGAAGUGACCGUCGUGGACUCAUCUGACUCUGUGAAAUAAGAUUACAUGUUAACUCUGAAAGCCCUUUUUGUCCUACAGUAGACAACUGAUUAAAAAAAAAAAGGUUCCAAUGCUUUAUUGAUAAAAAUCAGUUUUUAAUCUCAUCGAAUCAUCAUCAACGCUUGUUGUUUGUCCGGCAGUGGUUGCGGGGAGAAACCACUCAAGUUAUUUUGGUCUUUUUAAUCAUACAAAGAGAAUAACUGUUGAAGAUGUAAAGAUAUAUGAAUAUGAACUAUUAAAUUGCAGAAGCAUUGCACUGGAUUCUAAGCCAUUUACAGGAGAGUUAAAGCGAGGGCCGGGGGUCGCCACUGUGUGCUGGAAGAUGUUUUUUCAGCAGCAGGAAGAAGAAAAAAGGUCCAGGGAUCCUGCAGAAAUGAGUGUUUUGAAUGACCUGAAGCUGAAUGUAUUUCAUCUCACAUUUCCUGCAACCUGUCGUCCUUCCAAAUCCCUGAAAUCACUAACACCCUGCUCCAGACUUUGCAGACAUGAGUAGGAACCCUGUAGGUCGCUGAUCUGUUGUCUUCAAAAGGCCUCCAACUGUUUUAGUGUACCUAUAAACAGAUCUGCUGCAGCCCCCCCCCCCUCUCUCUCUCUGCUCUGGACUGUGCUCUCCUUCAGCAACAUGGACCUGGAAAAAAUAUAUAAGAAUGUAUUCCUCCUUUUUCUGUUAGAAUCUGCAGCGUGAUUUGUUUGUUUUGUUUCUGGCUAGACUAAUCACCAAAAACCAUCUUGUCAUGUCCACAAUGCUCUGUACAGUAAUCAUUCUGCAUUAUGGCACCCUCUUUAAUCAUGCUAAUAUAAAACCAGGAGGGGCUACACAAAAAGUACUGCUAAUACAGUACGAGAGGUUUUGUUGACUCAUUUUAUUGGAGGAAAAAAAGAAUUUCGUCAUCACAAGUGAGAAUCAGACAAUCACAUUAAAAAUCUGCAGACGAGCCGAUGCUUCGUUUAAAUUAGACCUGUAGCUGUUCUGUAUUUGUUUAUUACUCAAUUUGAAGUAUUUUAUGAGCUACUGUAGCAACGUAAUAAUAGUGAAGCUGAUUAAAAUGUUCAGUAGACACUGAAUAAGAGGUCAAAGGUCACCAGCUCCUGGGUUAUUUACUGUGAUCAUACCAGAGUUGGUGUAUCUCAAUCACUGUGUCUCCGCUGAGUGACAUUCUUCAGAUUUUUCCAACUUCCUCCUACAUUUUAUUUUGCCGUUAUCUGACAUGUGCAAUAUGUCCUGAACCCCCACCCCCCCCUUCCCCAAAAAAGGUGCAAUUUGUUUGAGGCAAGAAGUUUUUUUGUUGUUGUAUUCAGUUGUAAGAUCAACCAUCCAAACUAUAACACUGCAUGCAAACAGAAACAAGUGUGAAGAGGGCAAAUCGGCUUUCACAUUAAUAGUUUUUAUGGUUUGUGGAUGAAACUUAAAAUAUACUCCACUCAUUUAGUUUUCAUUGUUUUUUUUGUUUUUUUUUUAAAAUCAGUGAAAAAUGUUUGAAAAGCCAAAAACCUUGUACAUCUUUUUUUGUUUGUUUCAUUUACACUACAAAUGUCAAGAAGUGGUCUUUAUCAAAAAACUGUAGUAUAUGUAAAAUAAAAACUUAUAGAAAAUUU